This is a messenger RNA of Dermatophagoides pteronyssinus (European house dust mite), 6752 nucleotides long. It is a transcript of the gene fs(1)M3, whose product is annotated as female sterile (1) M3. The record is from RefSeq and is a predicted model, not a curated record. Lineage: Eukaryota; Metazoa; Arthropoda; Arachnida; Sarcoptiformes; Pyroglyphidae.
CAUUUUAUUUUAUUUUCUUUUAUGUUACUGAAAACAACAUUUUUUUUCGCUUAGUUUUUUCAUGCGUUAUUAUCAUGAAUCGUGUAAAUCAUCAUUAUAAUUAUAAUUAUCAUUUUCGAAAAAAUUCAUUCAUUUGGUUCUUAUUUUUAUUCUUGUUUGUAUUGCCAUUAUUUCAUACGUAUCAUCAUGAUGGAACAAUUCGUACCAAAUUUUCUCCAAUAACAACAUCCAAUGACAAUAACAGCGACUAUUCUAAUGUUGUUGCUGUUGAUGAUAAUGAUGAUUUAGAAAUUGUUACAAAUUUUCCAUCAUCAAAAUUAACGGAAAAUAUAUUUUUUAACAAUGAUUUUGCUAACAAUAUUGUCAUGACGGAAAAUAGUAAUGAUAAUAAUAAUGAAAAACUUUAUACAUAUGAUGAAAUUGUUGGCGAAAUGGAAAAAGUUACCGAAGAAUUUUAUAAUGAACUAAUUCAUAUUAGAAACAUGUUACCAUCACCGCCUCCACUUUCAAUGACAACAGCAACGAAUAAUGAUGGUGAUGAAGAGAAUGAUGAGGACAUUGUUGAACCAGCUCGUAGAAGGCGUAGAUCAAUACAUUCAGACGAUUAUUUUGUUCCAGAUUUCAUUCGUGAUGGAAUACAAUUGAUUUCAGAGAUUGUUCCAAUAGACGAAGAUGGUGGCGUCGAAGACCAAAAUAAUGUUGAUGGUGAUCCAAAAGGCCAACGACAAAAUGAAAGACCAAUCAAACGAUUGCAGACAAUUUGUUCGAAAAAAGGAUUCAUAAUCGAUUUUGUUCUUGUCAAAUUUAAUCAUAAUCAAUAUAUUGUUUGUCUGAUAAAAGAAGCAAAUAGUGAUAGUCAAAAACAUCAACAAACAAUGAAAAUGUCUACAACAGAAAAUAUAACAGAUUCGAUACAACAAAACAAAUUAUUUUUUGGUGCCAUUGAUAACAACGAUAAAAAAAUGGACAACGUCAAUGAACUAAAAUCAACGGCCAUAAUGCACGAAUACACAUUGUUUGAUAUGAUUAGACCGAAAAAAAUUUUAGCAUUUGUCGAUAAACGUCGUUCACCAUUGUCAUCAACUAAUGACGAAGAGAUAUUAGUUAUCAUUUUGGUGAAUGAAAAACGAACAAUAAAUGAACAGAAUAUCAAAUGGAUACAGGUCGAUAGUAACAAUAAAAUAAUUUAUCAAAAUCAUUUGGCUAGUUUAAAAAGAAUUUCGACAACAAAUGUGGCCAUCUGGGAAAAACGCCACCUGAUUAUUGUACAUGAUAUAUUUGAAGGCGUAUUGAAAUUGUUCAAAUUUGUUGGAACCUAUUUUGAUCAUGUUGAAUUUGUUUGGCCAGUAACCAAUGAUUUGAAUGCCAUUUAUGCAUUCACAUUAAGUGGAAUAUCUUAUCUAGCAUUAGGUUAUGGUCAUGACUCGAAUAGCCAAAUGCCUAAAGAUGUUUCUAUUCUACGAUAUAAUGAUUAUAUGGAACGAUUGGAACUCAUUCAAUCGAUUCAAUGUAGUGAAAAAGUGAUCGGUAUUGAAUAUUUUAACAUUGGUCAUGGCAUUAAUCAGGAAAAUUUUUUAGCCAUAAUUGAAGUGAAUCAUAUUGUUAUGUAUAAAUUUUUAAAAUCUAAACAUGAAUUUAUUGUAUUUCAACGCAUUUCAUCAGGACCGAUUCGUCAUGUAAAUGCAUAUGGUGAUGUAAAUCGAAUGUUCGUAAUGGCUAUUAUUCUACAAAGUAAUGAUAUUUAUUUUGUCACGUAUAAUUCAUUGCGUUUUAUAUAUUCACCAAUCAAUAUUCGAGUUUAUGUUAAUCCUAUGCAACCAAUUUAUUUGAAAAGAAUUUUCAAUUCAUAUCAUCUGGAACAAUAUCAAUCUAAUUCUGAUGAUGAAAAAGUUUCGCCAUCGAACAGCGUUUAUCUUAUGAUUGGUGCAAUGAAUGGAAUCCGAUUAUAUUCGAUUCGUUUUUUUCAUGAUAAUAAUCUAUUCAAAUUAUGGACUGAUCAUUUGAAUUGGUGUCAUAUAAAACGAAAUGAAAUUGCAGAUCUAGAAAAACAUAGUACUCGAAUCGAAAAACGUUUCCACGAAUCAUAUUUCAAAUCGGACCCAUUAAUAAUUCGUGGUACACUUGCCGUGCCUGAACAUUAUGGAACUAUUGUCGAGACUGAUAAUUAUCGUCAUGUGAAUAAUGCAUUCACAUUAAAUAGUGAAUAUUUUAACGAAUUAUCAAGCAUGAAACGCCAAUUGAUUUCGAUUGAAAAAGAGAUACAAAAAGGCCAUGAAUUACUUACAUCAAAUGCUGUUUUUAUUAAUUCAGCACAAGUACAGAUAAUUAUCGGAAAUUUUUCAUUUUAUUCAUUGUCCAUAAUGAAAUAUGAUGGUAAUCACAUAAUUUCUUCAGUGUCGAAUCAUCAUCAAUUAUAUUCAGUAAUACCAUCAAUGAUUGAAUUACCUACAACAAUGAACAUAAUCACCGAUUAUCUCAAUGGUAAAAUGAUUCGUGAUUUAUAUUUUGAAAUCAUCAAGAUUCGAUUAUCUGAUUAUAGUAAUAAUAAUUUACAAUUACAAAUUAAUGAGCCAAUGUUUUUUGACUAUAUUGAUCAAGUAAAUAGUUCAAUUUGGUUAAAUGCAUUAAUAAAUGAAAGAUAUAAUGCGACAAAUAUUGUAACAGUUAAUGGAAAUCAUAUGAUAACGGGUCAUAAACGUUUCUAUCGAACAUUGAUUGUUGAUGAUUUAAUUAAUGCUCAAUUUGUCAAUGGUAAACGUUUCGAUUCUGAAAAUGUUUUGCUAACUAUUGGUGAACAGCGUAUACUAAAUUCCGUGCAUGUUGUAAGUCAAAAAUUACGAUCCGGACAAAUAAAUGCAAUCAAUGUGAAUGGAAUGGAUUUUGAUUCGUUUCUAUAUUCGAUCAUUAGAAUAGAUCAGCCAUUUUCAUUGACAAUGCCUAUUGAAUUUGCAAACAAAUUAAUUGUUAAUGAUUUGAUAAUCGAAUCGGGUGGUCGUUUGAAUGAGCUUGAUAUCGAAGAAAUUUAUGAUCAAGCACUAUGGUUAAAUAAACCGAAUCAAACAAUAACCGGUGAUUGUUAUUUUCAAUAUAAUCUAUCAAUAUUGGCUAAAUUAAAUGUACGAAGAAUAAAUAAUCGAAAUAUACCCGAUGAUUUUAUACGAACAGAUCAGUUCGAAACGAUUGUUGGUCAUAAAAUAUUUAAUGAUCAAGUUUAUAUUCAAAAUUUGAACAUAUCAAAAACAUUGAAUGGUUUGGCAUUGAUUGAUGACAUGCCCGAUAUUGUGAUCAAUGAUGAUGAUGUAGAACAAAAUAUAACUGGUAAAAAAAUUUUACAUAAUCUAUCGAUUCGUGGUAAUAACAAUAGCUACAUUGGCGGACUACUGAAUGGUAUGAAUAUUGGUGAGCUGGAACAACGAAGUCGUCGUCGGCCAUCAAUAUCCUAUAUUGAUACAUUACAUAUCGAAAAUAUUGCCCGUUUUGAAGGUGGCUUAUGGUUUGAAUCAAUAAAUUCAAUUACAAAACAACAAUUUCAUAAAUUAGUAGAAGAAUCAUUGACUUUAGACGAUCAAUGGUCAAAUUUAGCAUUAGAACAUGUUCAUUUUGAUCGUCUUCAUGUUAAUUAUCUAGAUUGUAAUACGAUCAAUGGUAUCGAUUUAGCUAAUGAUUUGUUAACCCGUACGACACCGCAGAUGAUAAAUUUGGCUCAAUAUUCAUUUAGUGAUAUUGAAUUUCAUGGAUAUACUAGAAUCGAUCGUUUAAAUAAUUAUAGCAUGACAAUCAUGUUGGAUAAUGUUCUGAAAAAUUCUGGCGAUCAAUUAGUGAAUGGAACUAAAGAGAUUCAUGGUGAUGUUCAUGUGCAAUCAUUGAUUAUUGAUUCUUAUAUCAACGAUAUUCCAAUCGAUGAUAUCGUUUUUAAUAAUGAUGUUGAAAAUUAUGGUCAAACAUCCAAAUGGAUAAACGGAAUCAAACAAUUCAACAAUCAAAGAAAUUCUAUAAUAUUCAAUUCUCUAAUAAUUGGUGAUCUAAUCGUGGAUAGUAUAAACGAUAUUAAUAUGAAUGAAAUAAUCAACUAUUCAAUUCGUCGUCGUGAAUGGCAAAACAUUUCGAAAGAAUUUCGUUUCAAAUCAUUGGUAAUCGCACCGAAUGAAGAAUUUACAAGCCCAUCAAUAAAUGGAAUUCCAUUGAAAUGGCUUGAGAAUGAUAUUGUAACAGCACAUCCAACGGCAAAACAGUGGCAGAAUAUAUCGGCCCCCAAAUAUUUUAUUGGUCAAGUCAGUUUUGAUCAGAUUGAAUUUGAUCAUCUAUUUGAUGAUAUCACCGUUUAUGAAAUGCAAUACAAUUGGUUGAUCAAUGGACAUGGAUGGUGGUCAUCACAGCCACGACAUUUACAAGCAAAUUUUUCCAUCGAUCAUCUAACUGUACAGAACGUUUAUAUUCAUAAUGGUCAUCUGAACAAUAUUGAUUUGAAUCGACUAUUCGAUGAAGUUGUUUGGUUAGAUCGUAAAACAUCUAUUCUAAGUGAAAUUGAAUUCUUUGGAAAUGUCAAAGUCAUGGGAGACAUUCUUCUGAAUGGACGCCUGAACGAAAUCGAUUUAAGACAAGACGUCGUACUGAGUAGUAAUUAUACAGGAGCGCAGAAAAUCAAAGGAAAUAUUCAUUUUGUCAACAAUGUAACUGUAAUGAAAGAUCUAAAUGUAAAAGGUUUAAUCAAUAAGAUCGAUAUUGAUUAUUUUUGCGGGCAAGUUUAUAAACCAUCAUAUGAAACAGCUAAACCAUUAGUGAUCAAUGGAAAUGUUGAUUUCUGGGCACCAGUACAAUUCGAAUUGAUUAAUGGAUUAUCGUAUGAUGAUCUUAAUGUUCGAGCAUUAAGACAUGAUUAUAAUGGUCAAAAAAUUAUUGGUAAAAAAAUGAUUGAUAUACUCGUAUUGAAUGGACCAACUAUUGUUAAUGGUUAUAUAAAUGAUUUAAAAUUGGAUUAUAUAUUCGACCAUUAUAUGAGCGUAACACGCGAUCAAGAAGUUCAGACAAAUCUAGUGUUGCGUAACGUACGAUUUGAAGAUGAUGUACAAGUGAAUAAUCUACAAUCGGAUACGGAUAUUAUUAAUGGUGUAGAUUUAGGACGUAUAAAUCAUUAUGCAUUAAGACAAUAUGGUGAUCAAACAUACGGUGGUAAUAUACAUUUUGAUACCGAAAUUAUUAUUGAUAAACAUUUGAAUGCUAAAUGGAUCAAUGAAAUCGUAACCGAUCAACUGAUGCAUAAAAAACGUUCGAUCAAUACGUUUACUGAAGAAAUUGAAUUCACACAGGAUUUAAAUGUCAAUCAUAGUAUGACUGUGAUGAAGGGUAGAAAAAUUUCCAAUAUCAAUAUUGAUCGUUUUUUAAACGAUGCUGUACUUGCACAAAGUGAUAAAAAUUAUACCAUUUAUGGCAUGAAAACAUUCGACAAUGUUGAUGUUCAUAUACUACAUACGCGACCAUUGAAUAAUGUUACUAUUUCACGUGAAAAUCUUUUACUCAAAUCAUUCGAUCAAACUGUUCAUGGCCUAACAAUUCUGUCGGGAGAUGUUCUGAUUAAUACGACAUUUUUGGUUGAAAAAAUCAAUGAUAUUAAACUAAAUGAUCUGAAACAUCGUCUAGUCAAAAAGAAUAGUGACAAUAUUAUCAAAACAAAAGUCCGUGUUAAUGAAUUAUUCGUGAACAAUGUUGAUGUGCAAUCAUUUAUUGAUAAUGUCAACAUAACGAUAUUGAAUCAUUUUACAAAUACUACAAAUUAUUUACGACAAAUGGAUCAUGAUGUUCGUCAGGCACGCUUACAUUUGGAUUCGGUGCGGCAAAAUCUUCAGGUCAUUGGCUCGAAAUUGUUAUAUUUUGAUCGUUUAUAUGAAAUUGAUCUGGAUAAAGAUUUGAAUCUAAUUCAUGAUGAUCAUCCUUCAAUGCCAUUAUCUAUUACAAUGCUGUCGAAUUCUUGGAUUUGUAUAUUUCAAUCUUCCGUGUUCAGUCUGAAUUCAUUAUCAAUAUGCAAUCAGAUUGAUGUUUAUUGUAAUUAUAACAAUCAAACUGUUAACAUUUGGAAACGUCAUCAUACUUUUUAUUAUCCUGGAACGUUAUUAGCAUUUGAACAAAUUGACAAUGUAUGGUUAUUAUUUUCAUACUUGAAAAAUUCAUUCCACAAAACAUAUCUACUUGAAUGCUUACGAUUGAAUGAUAUUUCAACAUACACUAAUUCAUCGUACGAUAGCAACAAUGGUGAUGGUAUUUGGUUUCAAAGUCUACGAUUUUUCAGUCAAACAAACACUUUUCAACAGAAUCAUCAUCAUCUAAUGCCUUUAAAAGUUUCACUAUUUGCUAAUGAUAAUCAUCAACAGUAUCGAAAGCAAAAUCCGAUUAUGGAUCAAAUGAUUUUAGCACUUGAUCAGACACCGUCCUACGCAAUUCUAGCCAAUGAUGAUAUUUUGAAUAUUUUACAUAUUGGUCAUAUGAAUCGUAUUGAAAUUUAUCCAAUCAAAGAUGGUCAAUACAGAAUGUAUGGUCGAAUACAAUCGAUUUAUCGUUGGCAGAAUUUGUUAUUGGUUUCAAUUAAUCAUCCAUAUGAAUCACGUUUGGAAAUUUUAACUGUAGAGGCAGAUUUCAAAAUGCAAACAUUGGAUACAAUAGUCAAUGUUUGUCCAGAACAUAUGGUCAUAAUGGCUAAUCGCCAGAUUAGUUCAAGAAAUUCAUACCGGUCGGAUAAAAAAUUUGGCCUUAUAUUCUAA